GAGGAGGAGGGGCCCCGGCGGCGGCGGGCAGAGGCGCGCAUGGAGCGGCCGGGGAGCAACGGGAGCUGCCCGGGCUGCCGGCUGGAGGGGGGCUCGGCGGCGGGAGCCGCCACCGGCCUGGCGGCCGUGCUUAUCUUCACCAUCGUGGUGGACGUGCUGGGCAACGCGCUGGUCAUCCUGUCUGUGCUGCGGAACAAGAAGCUCCGCAACGCCGAGGCAGCUGCAGACGGAGGAGCCAGCUCAGGUAAAACCCACGUCCCUUCAGCCGACCCGCGCUGCGAGGAGCGGGGCAGAGGUGCAGGCAACAUCUUUGUUGUCAGCUUGUCCGUUGCAGACCUUGUGGUUGCAGUUUAUCCGUACCCUCUGAUCUUAAGUGCCAUCUUCCACAAUGGAUGGACCAUGGGAAAUGUCCACUGCCAGAUAAGUGGGUUCCUGAUGGGCUUAAGUGUCAUCGGCUCCAUUUUCAACAUCACAGCGAUCGCAAUCAACCGCUACUGCUACAUCUGCCACAGCCUUCGCUAUGAUAAGCUCUUCAACCUGAAGAACACCUGCUGUUAUCUCUGCCUGACCUGGAUACUCACAGUGGUGGCAAUUGUGCCAAACUUCUUUGUUGGCUCCUUGCAGUACGACCCCCGGAUUUACUCCUGCACCUUUGCCCAGACGGUGAGCACGUCGUACACCAUCACGGUGGUGGUGGUUCACUUCAUCGUCCCACUCUCCGUCGUGACGUUUUGCUACCUACGGAUCUGGAUUUUGGUGAUUCAAGUCAAACACCGGGUGAGACAAGACUGCAAGCAGAAACUCAGGGCAGCUGACAUCCGAAACUUCUUGACUAUGUUUGUGGUUUUUGUCCUUUUUGCUGUGUGCUGGGGACCAUUAAACUUUAUUGGCCUUGCUGUUUCAAUUAAUCCUUCAAAAGUGCAGCCACACAUUCCAGAAUGGCUUUUUGUCCUGAGCUAUUUUAUGGCCUAUUUUAACAGCUGCCUCAAUGCUGUGAUCUAUGGGCUUCUUAACCAGAAUUUUCGGAAGGAAUACAAAAGGAUAUUGCUGACACUGUGGACUCCCAGGCUGCUGUUCAUUGAUGUGUCCAAGGGCGGGACAGAAGGGAUGAAAAGCAAGCAUUCUCCAGCCAUAACAACCAACAACAACCAUGCUGAAAUACACCUAUGAGUCAGGACAGUACCAGUACUAUUUAUUCUGGAUUACAGUUGUAUAUAUAAUAUAUAAGAGCCUUUCUAGCUGUGUUAAUUGCACAGCUGGUGUUGCCCUCAUGCAAGGAAGGAGUCUGCAACCUUUCAUGCUUAGCUUAUUGCUGUGACAUCAAGGCUUUCAAUAAGGAUUUUCAGAACAGAAAUGACUGAUCUUUUUUUUUAUAUAUAUAUAUCAUCUUUCACUGUGUGCCUAAUUAAUUGGUUUGGUUGCUUUUGCCACAAGCAUGCCAAUACCCGAAAAGGGAAGUGUUCAGAGUGCAUGGAGAAAUGCAGUUAUGCUUGAAAUGCAACCUUCAAGAGACAGCAAAAUUGCCAUUUAUUACACACAAACCUUUCUCCCCUCCUUAUGAAUUCUAUUUUUCUAGCAUUAACUUAACCUGAACUGUAUCAAACAAAGUGUAACCUGCAUGGCUUUUUACCUUUUAGAUAAGUAACCAUAUUAGCCAGCAGGUGUAUGUAUGGGCAUGGUGUGUGUUUUCCGUUUUCUUUUCUUUUGAGGUUUAAGAACUAGUCUGGGCUAGAUGUGAGGCAGGCAGAAGCCAGACCAGUGUGUGUCUGAUGCACUCAUUUUAAUUGAGUAUCUACAGACAUUAAGUACCCUUGCACUCUCCUUCCCAGGCCGUGAGUAAGUAUAUGACAUAUGACAUAAUCUAAUUGCAGUAAGAUACUUCGAGCCUGACUCUAAUUUAGGCAGUAUCCUGUCAUGGCCAGGAGUCAUUCCAAACAUCUUUCUAAAGUCACUGCUACAAACAUCACAAUAAAAAAGAUGAACAUAGCAGAGUCCCAUCUGUGCAACGCAGAUUGCGACUUUUAAGUUCCAGUAACGUUUGCACUUGCAGACAAAGGCAGAAGGGGAAGGCAGUGUUUUUACAAAAAUCCCUCCUUUUGCCCAUCACAGAACAUUAAUUUGCUGAUGGGAGAAAACGUGGAGAUUUUUUCCCAUUUUAUUCAUGUACAGAACUGUAAUUAAUUCACGGAGUGGGGAGACAAAAGCUACUUAAGCAUAAUUAUGCAUCAGUUCUGUUUAAGCCUGGACUGUGCUGUCUGUAUCAUUGGAAACAAUGUCAUGAAGUUCUGGGGAAGCCAGUAUCAUAUUAGACAUAAGCACAUGGGCAAAGAUAAGGCUGUUUCUUUAAUGGAGUAUGAAAGGUGUGUGUGUGUGUGUGUGUGUGUGUGAUGGCAGCUGUCUGUAGAUAUGACUUCUUUGUUUCCUUAGCUUCAUUGUGAAUUCAUCUCUUUAUGGCUUUAAAUGUGGAUCCUGCUUUGAAACAAUCACAUAAAAUCAACAGGUGAGCCUCCCCUGGUGCAACUCUACCUUCAGGUUAGCACCCCUGCCUUGAUGCAGGUGUGCAGAGGGGCACAGCAGAGAGGGGCAGGUCUGAGCCCUGGGGGUCUGAUGAGGACAGCAGGCAGCCCUGCCCCUGGUCAAGGACUGCAGUUUACUCUCUUUGGUUCUAGUGAAGGCAGGACUAUUUCCCAGCACUGAGCCCUGAAAGACCAAGACCAGACUUUGUAGGCACCUGGAGAUGGAGGUAUGUAGGAUUUCCCCAAAGCCUGAGCAGGCAGUGUGCCUAAUCUCUAGUGAAAAUAGUAAGCCAUUUGUGCACUGCUUUCUGAAACCAACUUGCUGCUGAAUGUCCCUUCUGCUGAUUUUUUUGGGGAAGAGGAAUUGAAAGAAAUUAAGACUCUUUCUGAAGUGGUCCAAGGAACUUUGUAUGCUGCAUUGCCUCCAUGAGGACCGAGUGUCUCUGCUGCUGCUGCCGUGUGGUGAAGGUCACUGCAGUAGCAGGGGGGCCCUGCGUUUAUAGGGUGCCCUGGCACUUAGGAAGUUUCAAACUUGAACAUCUAAGCCACUUCAGAUGAAUGUUGUUUUAAAAUGCACUGCAGCCAGCCUCCCAUAAUAGGAAUCAAACUGAGUUCUGUUUUGGCCUCUUAAUCUGCCUCAGCAUGGCCAAAUAAAGGUAUUUUGACCCUCAGAAAUAACUGUUGUCUGUUCGCCUUCCAGAAAAACCACCCUGGAUGAAUUCACACCAUUCCAUGCAAGCAAAAUAAUUUUGAGUUAAACUUGGAUAAGAAAAGCACUGAGGGCACAUAACUGCAGGCAGUGUUUGUCCCAUCACGCCUGGGAGAUGUCCCGUGUUCCAUGACUAGUCUUCAAAGUCAUUUGCAAUUAGCCACAACAGUGUUAGUUAGAAUCACAUUAGCAAAUAAUUUGAAGCAUCUAGUGCCAAGUGAAAUAUACUGCUUUAAGACAAUUGUGAAGAAUCUUGUGCAAGUUUGCCAAAUAUCUCAAAUACCCCAAAGCUGGGGUUUCAUCUUAUGUAUUCUUGUCUUUUUAACUGAAUGUUCAGUGAAGGUAAUGUGGUAUGGGGUUUUUUUUAUUUUAUUCUUUAAGCUUGUAUUUGCACUAUUUCUUAUUCAGGCUUCAAAGUUAACAGCCAGCAAGUUAUUUGAACCAAACUAAGUCCAAAGAGGUGCUGAACAGGCAAGCUGUGAGAGUCCCUUCUACAUCUGGCAGGAGUGGGAGCAGCAGGAGCAUGAUAGGGCAUCUCUGCAGGACUCGCAGAGUCUCCACUCAACCAAACUAUGCAAAAUGAUCUGCUGUCUUCUGCCACAGGCUCUGAGCAGCUCCUGCCCAGAUCUCUGCAGGGGACAGGCAAAGUACCUGCUGUGCUGGAGUGGUCUGAGCAGCUCCCUGCAGUGCCCACCCUGCAGGCUGGGGGUGGCUCUGGCAGCACAGGGAGCACAGCCCUGGCACAAUCUGUUCAGAAGGGCUCUGGGUGUCCCAGCGAGGUGCCCAGGGCUGGGCUGAUUCAGCCACCACGGCUGGAGGCUUCAGCUCAGUCCUGCUGGAGCUGAGGUUUGUAAUAUGAACCAUGGAAAGCAGGGAAUGUAGCCUCAAACAGGAAACACUGUGCCAUUUGUUAGCACUUUGAGAGAGGCAGCGCUUAGGAUAGGAUGGAGUUUUAUAUUGAUUUAUUCAACUACUCGAGCAGCUCCUUAUUUUUAUGUUAGGAAAUGGUUAACAGGGUACAGAGAGUUUAUUUUUGUUAGCAUUUGUUUACAGAAAAAGGGAAGUGUGUUUUAGCUGAGAAUGCUGAGCAGUGUCACAGUUUCCCUAUGAGAAUCUAGCUUUAGUCCAAAUUUGAGAUUCCAGUGAGAUCCCACAAUUUUGAUCACAUUCUGCCAGUUCCACCUGUUGCAUAUCUGGUCUUAAGUCUCAUUGGGAUCUCACAUAAACUAGUUUCAAAUCACUUGCUCUGGGUUUGAUACGGUGUGUCAAAUACCUAUUAUAGUCCCAAGCUCUAAAAUUGUUGUUGUAGAAACUUAUGGAGAGGCAGUAUGGCUAUGUAGAAAGAUUAAUCUCUUGCCACAAAGAAAUAUUUUUGGGUGUUGCUAAUGAAUGUUGUUUCAUCAAUUUAAGAAGAAUGUAACCAAUAUAUUUAUAUAUAAAUGUAUAUUGCAUAUGCUGUUUCCAUUUUAAUGUUUGAUUUAGGAUCCUUCAGUAUACUUUCCUAUUGCCAUUUUUGUUCAUAAAAUAGAUUAAUUCCCUUUACCUGUUAAAAAUGUAAUAAAUCUGCCAUUGGACUACUUACUGAUUUUUUUUCCUCCACUAGCAGUUACUUUUUAAUAAAUAUUUGGAACAUCAGCUUGAGUUUUGUUGACUCCCAGAAUGCAGAUUGAAUUGACAAACCUGCUUGAGUUCACACAUAUCUCAGCAGCCCAGCUUGGACCUGGAGGUGAAUGACCCAGGGCAUCUGAGACAUCUCCUUGGAUCCACAUGUUUUCUUCCACUUGUCUGCUAUCCAGCUGCCUGAUGCACUCUUGCCUUCCUCAUCAGGGAAGAAACUUUCUCCAUGGAGCCCUUGGUCUUCUCACUGUGUGCUCCUUCAAUGUCCUUUGUCUUUCUUGUCCCUAUCCGUGCCUAUCCAUGUGUGUGUCCGGGGGGUGCUGUGGGAGCAGAGUUUGUCAUACCCAUUUCCUUGCUCUUUCCUGGGAAGGACAGCACAGCUGAGCUGGGAGUAGGAGGCUGUGGGAGCCAGGGUGGUUGCAAGUCAGGGUACAAGGUGGUGGGGUUGUAGGGAAGGGAUGGGACAGAAGGGUCACCCUGGGCUGGGGGCACAGUGAGGGCUGACACACACUCAGUGUCCAUCACGCAGCUUUGUGAGGAUGCUGUAUCCAAGAUGUUCUACUGGUGUUCUUUUCCCCACCUCUGUUUUGGGGCAGGUUUUGCUGUACUCACUCAGUUCUUCAGCCAAUAGGUUCUAGCCACAGGUUGCACUGAUUAUAUUCCUGUGCUGACUUGACUGGAGCUGUUCUGGGGGAGUCUGUGCUGGUUCUGGAGCAAUGAAUAUGGGAGUAUGGAGGGUCCAAUUGUAACUGCAGCUUGAGCUGUUUCCUAACCAGAUGUCACAUACAGCCAUGGUGUUAAGGUACUAGAGGCUGAGAUUAUCCAGUAGAACAAAGAACUUGUGUUAAACCAAAGAAUUGCUGAGAAGCCAUGGAGCAGACAUGUUGAAUGAACAAGGACUAUUAACUCAAUUACAUCCCCAAGCAGUAUUGUUACUUUUUCCCCUAAUCUAUUCCAACAGGCACUGGACUUCACCUGCUGCUUCUACAGUGAAGCCUGCAAUGCUUGGUGAUGUGACACACUGAAAGCAGUGUUUAUGAUAGUGGCAAAUCUCAAAAUUUCUCUCUGUGCAGAGCUGCCAGAAAACCCUUUCAUGGACUUGUACCUGCUGUUUCUGCCAUGUGGAACAGAAUGAAUUGAACUGUCAGAAGUAAGGCAGUGUUAUUUAUUUACUUACUUGUCACAAAGUAUAGUAACUGGGAGAUAGACAGAUAUAAAAUGCCAGAGGUGUGGUAAUUUAAUACCAGGAUAAAAUCUCUCUCAUAGUGGCUAUUUAGAAACCAAUAUUUGUCCCAAUGUAUUUACCUCCAAGCUUAUAAUUUAUAACAUGAAACCAGUCAGUAAAGAGCUACUGCAUAUGUAUUUAAAAUUUUAUUGGAAAAAUGUAAAUCACUGGACCUAAUGUGAUAUUUCUUACCACAAAAACCCUGAGAUAAGAAAUGCAGAAUACGUUCUUAUAAGAACUCUGUGAUGGGAUAUGUAAAUUUUUUUCAUUGGUGAUAAGAACCAUAAAAUUCAUAUCAUUCAUGAACUACACUUGUGAAUGGAAGCUCCAUAAUAUUGUUAACUGAAUUUUCAUUUUCUACUGCUGUUUAUAAUAUCCAUUAUUCAUGGGCUAUAAGUACUGUACAGCAGAGAUAGAAUUUACAGUACAGGGUUGGUUUCCAGAGCAAACAAGGGGGGUCUGAACCAUUAACUGAAAUAUAUUUCUAUGUUUUCUUCCAAGCAUGUCUCCUGAUAAGGUUUUUAACUCAAAUGAUUGCUUCUGAGAGAUCAGGGAGACUUUAAUGUCUUUUAGAUUAGGUGCAAUGUCUGUACAGUCACAGCUUGCUUAGAUUACCUUUUAAAUAGACUUCAGCCAUCAAAGUUUAUGUCUGUCCAGUUGAAGCACAAAAUUUAUUUUGUAUGUAGAAUAUUUUAUACAUAGCACAUUAAAUAAACUGUUAUGUCCUUC
Messenger RNA from Taeniopygia guttata (zebra finch), 6796 nucleotides. Lineage: Eukaryota; Metazoa; Chordata; Aves; Passeriformes; Estrildidae. The record is from RefSeq and is a predicted model, not a curated record.